Molecule: messenger RNA, 651 nt
Organism: Capsaspora owczarzaki ATCC 30864
Lineage: Eukaryota; Filasterea; Ministeriida; Capsasporidae
Exons: 1
Coding region: 8-550 (180 amino acids)
Source: RefSeq, a predicted model, not a curated record
CUCAGAAAUGAACAGCGCGCGACUCCUGCGUCUCGUUGGGCAGAGCGUUGCUGCGCCCGGCGCUGCUGCCAUUGCAUCGGCGACGACGAUGGGACAGCCGGCAUCGGGCCAACUCAGCAGGCUGGCGUUCAUUCAGCGCAAUUCAGGCGUAUGGAACCAACGCUGCACUCCCGUCGUUGGACGAAUGUCCACUCGGGCCAGCACUCACAAGCAUAACACCAACCAAGUAGACAGCUUGAAGGUCGUGGCAUCCCCAGAGCGUUCGGACGGCGUUGUCGCUCAAAUCAGCGGCCGCAUUCGCACGACCGGAGGCGCAGAAUCGCCCGACCGUCACUUCUUCCUCAGGGUCGAGAACACGGGAAUGUACGGAUUUUCGGUGGCAAAAGCAAUGGCCGAAGCGGUGAUGGAGCGCAACGCCGAGUUUGUCACGUCUGGCGCGCUACCGGCGUUUGCGUCGCCAACCACGAUUGCCUCCAACGUCGAGACAGAGGUCAUCCCGCUCGUCAACCAUUGCACAAAGCAGUACUGGAAGCACCUUCAAAGCCAGUAGCGCAGAUGCAACAGUCAAGGCAGCGCUGUGUACAGAAGAAUAAAUUGUUGUACAUAUGGUAAACUUCACACACAUGAAAAUAAAUCAAUCAAAAAGAUAUA